Pocillopora verrucosa is the source of this 1002-nucleotide messenger RNA. The record is from RefSeq and is a predicted model, not a curated record. NCBI's taxonomy places the organism in Eukaryota, Metazoa, Cnidaria, Anthozoa, Scleractinia, Pocilloporidae.
AUGGUGAACAAUUCUGGCUCAAUUGCUACAGAUCCUCUUGGUCGUUCGCGCGCUGAAAUUGGUUUUGAGGUGAGCCUGGCCAUUCUCUUUUGCCUUGCCUGUCUACCUGGAAAUCUACUGGUUAUUUAUGUGAUUAAUAAAGACUCCAGGCUCAAGAGUAUCACCACCAUUUUCAUCCACAAUCUGGCACUAACUGACAUAUCCAUGGCAACGCUUCACAUGCCAUUUUGGAUCGUGAGCCUCUAUACUGGUUCCUGGAAUUUCAGCCAACAGUGGUGCGAGAUAUCUGCAUUAAUACAAUGUACAAUGGGUAUGGCGUCUAUUCUGAAUAUGGGCAUAAUUGCACUGAAUCGUUAUAUAAGAGUUGUAAAACCAGCUCUUUAUAGGAGACUAUUUCCCAGCAAGAGAAAUGCUUGGUUUUUUUGCGCUCUCGUUUGGUUGGUUGCUUUUUUUUUUAGCACAGCUCCUUUGAACGGAUGGGGAAAGUUUGACUAUCACAAGAAAUUCUCUAUAUGCUCUUUAAUUUGGAAAGAACAUAUUUCGUAUGUUAUAGUGGUCGUCGGGGGGGUUUUAAACGGUUGUACAAUCGCAAUAUUUUAUUGCUAUUAUAAAAUCUACCAAACAGUGAAACAAAGCUCGCUAAAUAUAAACGCCCACAGUGAAGGAAAUCAGUGUGUCAAUGCUCGCCGUACGGACAUAAAAUUGUUGAAGGCAAGUUUUACUGUGGUUUGUGUUUUUGUGAUGACCUGGGGUCCAGUUUCCAUUGUGGUUCUUUUUGAGAUAGCUGGGUUUGAUAUCCCGAGGGAAAUCUCCGCCACAGUAAUUUUCUUGAUGUUCUCGAGUAGUUAUGUAAAUCCGAUUAUCUAUGGGAUAAUGAAUCCACAGUUACAACUGGCCUUCAAAAGAGCACUGAGUUGUGGUCGCUAUGGCAACGAUAAUGUAAACCAGAACUGUACAGGAAAUGGAGCAAGCAAACGCACGACGAAUGAUGAAAUAAUGUAA